UUCAGUAGUUAGUUUUGGCUGUUAACUGAAAUGUUCUCUUUUAAAAACUGGAUAACAAGAUUUUGUGUUUUAUAUUUUAUGUUACUUGACCGUUGAGAUCAUCUCCGUCAAUACCCACGUAGUGUAGUGUGUAAGGGUCCAAGAUGGCAACAAUGCCCCUUCUUUUUCUCCUCACGGCUUGUUCUGUGGUAUUGGCUGCUGGCAGCCCAGUUCAUAAAUCCAACAAUGGCACCUUGCCCUUGGUGCUGUGGCAUGGGAUGGGUGACAGUUGCUGUAACCCUCUGAGCAUGGGAGCUAUAAAGAAGAUGGUCGAGGUGGAGAUUCCUGGGAUUGACGUGGUGUCACUGAUGAUUGGUGAGAAUGUCAUUGAGGACACAGAGAAUGGAUUCUUUCUGGAUGUGAAUAAGCAAGUUUCCAUGGUGUGCAGGCAGCUGGCCCAGGACCCCAAACUAAACGGGGGCUACAAUGCCAUGGGCUUCUCCCAGGGGGGGCAAUUUCUGAGGGCUGUGGCCCAGCGCUGUCCUUCUCCUCCAAUGAAAACCUUGAUCUCAGUAGGCGGACAGCACCAAGGUGUGUAUGGGCUUCCCAAGUGUCCAGGCGAGAGCUCUCAUAUCUGUGACUGGAUACGCAAGGCUCUGAACAAUGGUGCAUAUACUGAAAUGGUCCAAAAACACUUGGUGCAGGCCCAGUACUGGCAUGAUCCGCUUAACAACGACCUGUACAAGAAACACAGUCUCUUCCUGGCUGACAUCAAUCAGGAGAGGGUUGUGAAUGAGACUUAUAAGAAGAAUCUUCAGCUGCUAGGCAAGUUUGUGAUGGUCAAGUUCCUGCAGGACACCGUUGUAGAUCCAGUUGAUACUGAGUGGUUUGGCUUUCUGAAAACUGGCCAGGCCAAAGAGACAGAAACCCUACAGGAGAGCUCUCUCUACAAGGAGGAUCGUCUCGGGCUGGCUGCAAUGGACAAGGUUGGUAAACUGGUCUUUCUGGCCUCUGAGGGAGACCACCUGCAGUUCUCCAGGGAGUGGUUCAAUGCUAAUCUUCUUCCUUACUUACGCUAGAAACGUCUUUGUAAGUUUGAAGGGCAUUUACUUUUAAUCAACAUGGGUUCAAUUAAAUCCAGAAUUUUUAGAAUUUCUCAUGAGUUUCAGCUUUGUGAACUGACUAUAAAAACAUGGCCAUAAUUUACCAUACCAGAUAAGUGAACUCGCACAAUUUCUCUAUAUUGCACUAAUCCUUUGUAGCAUAUCGACCCUGUGCUGAUGCUGUCUUAUGAAGCUGUACAUUUCUAUUUUAGCAGCCAUUUUAUUUGAUUGUUCUACUGUAAACAUGUAGUGCUGUGUACAUGUUAUGUUGUGUAAUGUUCUGAUUAGGUCAAAUGGGUUUGGAAACGGAAUACCAAGAUUGUAUUUUUGAAUAAAGACGGAUGUUCUAACAAACCACAGCC
Messenger RNA from Lampris incognitus (smalleye Pacific opah), 1444 nucleotides. RefSeq names its product palmitoyl-protein thioesterase 1 (ceroid-lipofuscinosis, neuronal 1, infantile) (gene ppt1). Gene Ontology annotation, biological process: protein depalmitoylation; receptor-mediated endocytosis. The coding region runs from base 144 to 1058 and encodes 304 amino acids. The transcript is spliced from 10 exons. Gene Ontology annotation, molecular function: palmitoyl-(protein) hydrolase activity. The record is from RefSeq and is a predicted model, not a curated record. Gene Ontology annotation, cellular component: lysosome. NCBI's taxonomy places the organism in Eukaryota, Metazoa, Chordata, Actinopteri, Lampriformes, Lampridae.